AUGAUUUCUCUCGCAACAGUCUAUCAUGUUCUGGCAGCAACAGUGCCACUGUAUGCAGCCAUGUUCCUGGCCUAUCUUUCAAUAAAAUGGUGGAAGCUCUUCACCCCUGACCAAUGCACAGGGAUAAACAAGUUUGUAGCCAAAUUUUCAAUCCCCCUACUGUCCUUCCAUGUUAUCUCCACCAACAAUCCCUACAAAAUGAAUCUCAAACUUGUAGUAUCGGACUCGCUGCAGAAAAUAUUUGCCCUCUUGGUGUUUGCAGUCCUAACUAAAGCAUGCUUUAGAGGCAGCUUGGAUUGGCUACUUACUGGGUUCUCUCUAUCUACAUUACCCAACACCUUGAUUAUUGGGAUCCCCUUAUUAAAAGGUAUGUAUGGGGCUGAAGCUGCCAAACUCCUGGCUCAGAUCGUUGUCUUACAGAGCUUAGUUUGGUAUACUCUUCUACUAUUUCUCUUCGAGUUCAGGGCUGCCAAGGCAAUUGCAGCAAAUCCAACUGACAGUACAGGGGAACUGGAAUCCUCUGGAGGAAUACACCCCAGACCUGAAGAGGAUGAAGUAAAAUCCCUGUCCAUAAGAAAUAUCAAAAGUUUCCUCAUUCUUCAGAUGGUGGGAAAGAAACUUAUGAUAAAUCCCAAUACUUAUGCAACUUUAGCAGGUUUUGUUUGGUCUUUAAUCAGCUUUAGGUGGGGAAUAGAGCUACCAUUAAUAAUUAGAAACUGCAUAUCAAUGUUAUCAGAUGGGGGACUUGGCAUGGCAAUGUUCAGCUUAGGCCUUUUCAUGGCAUCUCAGUCUAGCAUCAUAGCCUGUGGGACUCGGAUGAUGGUUUUAUCCAUGGCACUAAGGUUCAUAAUUGGACCAGCCUUGAUAGCAAUCCCUUCCUAUGCUAUUGGAAUGAGGGCAACAUUGUUAAAAGUGGCAAUUGUUCAGGCAGCUCUUCCUCAAGGAAUAGUAACAUUUGUGUUUGCUAAAGAGUAUGGCGUGCAUCCAGAUAUUCUGAGUACUGGGGUUAUUGUUGGCAUGAUCAUAGCAGUACCAAUUGCACUCGCAUAUUACUUCAUUCUUGAUACUAGUUAACUUCUUUAUAUGCUAAAGAUAUGGAGUCCCAUGUUCUCAUACAAGGUGCAGAAACAUAGCAUGGACUCUGGAUGGAGACAGCAGUGACCAAAAUUCUCAACUUUCUGACUCAUAAAAUGAUGGUAAAAGUAUACAACCACAGUACAAUUAAGAGAUAAGGUGUUUCACAAGAUUGCACCACAGAUAUCUAUCUUUCCACUCUACAGUUACAAGAGUAUUCUACCUCAUCAGAUCCAUUUAGGGACCUGACCAGCAGUAUUUUGUAUGUGGUAUGAUGAGAUUUAUAAAUGGUGCCCACCAAGGAGGGUGACGCAUA
Molecule: messenger RNA, 1390 nt
Organism: Elaeis guineensis (African oil palm)
Lineage: Eukaryota; Viridiplantae; Streptophyta; Magnoliopsida; Arecales; Arecaceae
Source: RefSeq, a predicted model, not a curated record